Prunus persica (peach) is the source of this 1301-nucleotide messenger RNA. Its product is annotated as craniofacial development protein 1. The transcript is spliced from 5 exons. Lineage: Eukaryota; Viridiplantae; Streptophyta; Magnoliopsida; Rosales; Rosaceae. The coding region runs from base 36 to 863 and encodes 275 amino acids. The record is from RefSeq and is a predicted model, not a curated record.
AAACCAAUGACUCUCUCCACUUUUGUUUGUCUUCGAUGGCUGCCACCACCACCAACGCUCUCGGUGCCUCAAGUUCAGGUACUGCAAAUGAAAAGGAUGCUUUACCAAUCGAGUCUACCAAUGGAGCUGUUCCCCUUCCAAGCUUAGAGACUAAACCUGAACAGACUGAUGUAAAAUCUCGGGUAGAUGCCAUGUGGGAGCAAAUGAAUAAAGGAGUAUCUAAUAAGAAAUUCAAGGAUUUAUUAAAGAAGUCUUCAACUGUGAAUAAAACUCCAAAGAAGGCAUCUGAUAACUGGAAGGCAUAUCUGGGCCUGGCACCAAAGAAGGCAGAGUCACCAAAAGAAAAUGCACCACAGAAGGGAUCAAAUGUCACGCAGAACAGCUCUAGUGAUGAUGUCGUGCAGGACAGCUCUAGUGACAAGGCCAGGAGGCUUGCUGCUGCUGCUCUUGUAGAAGUUAAGGAUGCUGCAGCUGCAGCAUCAGGCAGAGGGAAAGUUGAGAUCACAGAGGUUCGGGAUUUUGCCGGUCAAGAAAUUGAAUAUAAGAAGCUUGUUGAUGCUGAUUCAAAGGAAGCAUCUGAAAAGGCGAAAGCUCCAGCAGCUUCAGCUGUGGAUGCAGUGCUCGAACAGAUUAAGAAGAAACAAAAGCUCAGUGUGCUUGACAAAACAAAAAAGGACUGGGGGGAGUUUAAGGAGGAAAAAGGGUUGGAUGAGGAGUUGGAUGCUUACAAGAAGAGUUCAAACCAAUAUUUAGAUAAGGUAAACUUCUUGCAGAGAGCAGAUUUCCGGGAGUUUGAACGGGAGAGGGAUGCACGGCUAGCCUUGCAGUCGAAAAGGAGGCCAGAUAUGCGGGAGGAUCCGUAACUGCACAAUAUUAUGGGUUGCUUUCAAUUGCCUUGUGCGAACGCCAAACUGGGAAUUGUGGAGAGGAGAAUGGGCAGUUGCUGAAAGUUUUAGUAUGGUUUUCUGCUUUGAAGAGAGAAAUCAAUCCUUAAAAUAUCUUUUAAGGGGUAUUGUGCAUUUGCGUGAGGUAUUUUUCAACAGUUCCUGGAUUUUCAAUGAGAAGAGAGAGGCCGUUAAUUGUAAACUAGGGAAGGAAUUUUCAUCUUAUCAGAUUUUAGGGGUGGGAUUUCUUAGAGCAGGAACUUGCAGUAUCACAUGAUGGGAACAUGAGUCACAGUUCAAUUCUUUCCCUUCAUUUGUUGAAAGUAAGAAAAGAAUGGUGAUCUGAUGACUUCUCUUCGCUCUAUUUCAUCUGUUUUUGUUUGUUUUUUUGUCAAAUAAUUGUUGGUCUUCUAACUC